GCUUGCUCAGGACAGCCCUCCCCAGCUGCCGUCGGGAUGGAGAGUGUGCGCGAGCUCCAGAACCCGCUCUUGGCCAAGGCCAACGGGCACCUUCACAGCAGCUAUUCCUACCACCAGCAUCACAGCCAGGACUACCCCAGUCAUCGCUGCCAGGGGAAACUGUACUCCUACAUCUUCCAAAACACUGGCAGUGCCAGGACUCACCAGCUGCUGGAUGCCAGUUCUCUGCAGCUGGCUGUUGAAGCUUUAUAUGGGCCAAAUUUCAUCCUUGUGAAGGAUGAGACCCCUCUCAAGGCCAAGGACAGCAAGACAGAGAGCUGUGAGACCACUUUCGUGGAAAGCAAAGAGGCCCCAUCUGAAGGUCCUGACGGGUGCGACACACAGGGAUCAUGCCUGGUAGAGAGUGACAUCCGCAUCCAGACUGUGUCUUACGAGGUGGAGGAGGAGGAACUCCAGGAAUAUGAGAGCGACUCCUCCAGCGACAGCGAAAGCGAGGACCAUUUCCUGAUGCUUCCCCCCCGGGACCACCUGGGYCUGGCCCUGUUCUCCAUGCUGUGCUGCUUCUGGCCCCUGGGCAUCGCUGCCUUUUACUUCUCCCAAGGGACCAGUAAGGCUGUCUCCAAAGGAGAUUUCCACCUGGCCAGCUCAGCUUCCCGGCGAGCUCUCUUCCUGGCUGCGCUCUCCAUAACCAUCGGCACGGGAGUGUACGUUGGGGUUGUCGUAGCAUUGAUCGCUUAUCUCUCCAAAGGGGGCCAUGUUUAGCUGCCACCUACACCUCAAUGCCAUCCCCAGCAGCCAGCUCUCCUGGGAUCGAGCCUUCCUGUGGAGCACAGGACACCAAUAAUUGCAAGGGCUACUUGCACAGGAAGAUCCAGGCUUGGAUGCGCUGCACAGGCUCUUUCCCCUUUCAGACAAACAGUAGACCAACCCCUGUUCUCUCCGAGGCUGUGGAUGUCAACCACCAUCAGGAAAGUCAACACCAACCUGGGUGCUGGGACCAGGAGGAGCAUGUUUCCCUCAUGGAAGAGAUGCAAGAGUGAUGUGCCAYACUGCUGCUUGCCUGGUGCCACCACAACCACCACCACCACCAAGGCACCAGCUUCCUUUCCCAGGCCUGCAGCAGAGAGAUCCACCAAUUAUUUCCCAGGUUUCACCCUUGAAGGAGGCAUGAAGGGAGAAAAGGGGAUAUAACGCUGGGGAAUCAUCACUCUUUCUUCUGAGAGACCAGGGUCAUGGCAUGGUUUGAAGACCUCUGAGGACAACAUUGUCAUUUGAGUACCAUGGGGACGUACCUGGCCSUCCAGCUGCAGUGGAGCAGGAGGGCACAGCAUGGACACAAUUCAAGGGCAYGCUCUGGGGUGCUCUCAGCAUCUACUCUGCAGAGACACUCCAGAUCCAAGGUAGCCAGGAGCUGUCCCUGCUGCUAGAGCGGUCAUUUGCCCCUUCCAGAUAAGAAACAAGGAGAACCACAGUCUGGUGGUUGUGCACGGUCACUUGACUUGUUCAAGCUUGUUUAAGGGAAAGACAAGGCUUCCUCAAUCGACAAUAAUGACAAUCAUGAUAAUUGCAACUUGGAGCCCCACUAAGGUUGUCCUCCCAUGGUGCUUGGCCCUUCAAAAGACUUGCAGUGGGAAUUUCUACCCAAGAAGCAACCAAAGAGGGGCAGGAGAGGGAGGAUGGGAGGGAAAUAGGGAACUCCAGAUCCAACAGGUUUGAGAAACAUGAGCCCAGUCACCACCACUACCAGCCAAUCGCUGGGGAGAAAAGGGUUGUUCUGCCACAUCUUCUCCUUCCCCAGAAGCGAAGGACACCUCUCUCACCACUAGCUCAGUGGCCUGCACACAGAGAGGAUGGGUAGGAGAGGCUGCUUGCAAGGGGACCAAAUCCAGAGAGGGGGAAGGCUUGGAGUGAGCACAACAAGACAUGAGGGUGACCCCCAGGAUAMACCUCUCC
This is a messenger RNA of Nothoprocta perdicaria, 1953 nucleotides long. RefSeq names its product synapse differentiation inducing 1 like (gene SYNDIG1L). Gene Ontology annotation, cellular component: intracellular membrane-bounded organelle; membrane. The transcript is spliced from 3 exons. The record is from RefSeq and is a predicted model, not a curated record. NCBI's taxonomy places the organism in Eukaryota, Metazoa, Chordata, Aves, Tinamiformes, Tinamidae. Bases 37 to 762 code for a protein of 241 amino acids.